Messenger RNA from Talaromyces marneffei, 1491 nucleotides. RefSeq lists its product as uncharacterized. Gene Ontology annotation, molecular function: transmembrane transporter activity. Lineage: Eukaryota; Fungi; Ascomycota; Eurotiomycetes; Eurotiales; Trichocomaceae. Bases 1 to 1491 code for a protein of 496 amino acids. The record is from RefSeq and is a predicted model, not a curated record. The transcript is spliced from 4 exons.
AUGGUCGCAUCUAAAAAAGCAGCUUCAGCCAAAGUGGACAGAUCUAAUGACAAUGACCCUACUUCCUCACACCCAACCGGCUUUGAUGGUCCCAUUGACUUACAGAGUGAACUCAUCGAUACUACAGAAGUUGAUGGGGUGUUGGCUAGAAAGAUGGCUCUAGUGAACGCUGCAAUUGAUGAGAUUGGCAUGACUCCAUUUCAAUGGACAUUAUUUUUCUUAAAUGGAUUUGGAUAUGCUGUUGAUUCACUCCUCGUAGUCUGUCAAUCUAUCGCGCAGCCAUCAGCCACACAGGAAUUUGGAAAUCCUAGCAAAUAUGUCGCCGGCAUUUCUCUUGCUUCACAAAUUGGUCUUCUUGUCGGCGCUGCUUUCUGGGGAUUUUCGGCAGAUGUAAUUGGACGAAAACUUGCAUUUAAUACAAGCUUGUUUGCCUGUGCUGCAUUCGUUCUAAUCGCUGGUGGGAUGCCAAAUUAUAUCUCUUUCUCUGCCAUGGUAGCCAUCUACUCGGCUGGGGCGGGAGGAAAUUACAUUCUUGACGCGACUAACUUUCUCGAGUUUCUCCCCAUGUCGCAUGCCUGGCUGGUGACUUUCCUGUCUGUAUGGUGGGCGAUCGGAUACACUAUCGCAGGCCUGCUGGCAUGGGCGUUCUUGAGCAACUUCAGUUGCGAAAGUGACGCUAUGGAAUGCACUGCAGCGGACAAUAUGGGUUGGCGCUACCUUCACUUUACUUGUGGUGGUCUGGUCCUCGUCCUCAGUGUCAUCCGUUUGUUCGCUGUUCGCAUGGCUCAGACGCCCAAAUGGCUGACCAGCCAAAACCGCGACGAAGAACUAUACUUAAUUCUACUGAAUCUAUCGGAGAAAUACAAACGCCCAUUCUCAUUGACGUUGGAAAAGCUACAGUCCCAGGGGCGCGUCCUCCAUACUGAAAAAUCUGUGCCGAUACUGGAGAUGAUUCAAACUACACUAUCUGGUUUACUUGGCCCCAUUAUUGCUGGUUUUCUUGUCGAAAGGCGAUGGUUUGGACGACGAGGCACCCUUGCUGUAGGUGCCGCAAUUACCACUGUCCUACAGCUUGGAUACACUCAAAUCAGAACUCCAGCACAAAAUGUGGGGAUAUCUGCAGCAAUUACAGCAACAUCAAAUAUUUAUUACGGUACCAUAUAUGCGUACACCCCGGAAAUCCUGCCGAGUGCUCAUCGUGCCACCGGCUAUGGUCUCUGCGUGGUAUUGAAUCGUGUCGGUGGUAUCGUUGGUGUCUUGGUUGGAAGCUAUGCCAAUGUAGAAACGACGGUGCCGCUAUGGAUUUGCGCAGGGCUAUACGGUACGGAACUUUGGUUUUCACAAGUUUGCUAUUACCCUUUGAGAGCAGAGGAAAGAGGACUAUUUAACCCAUUGGUCGCAGUCUGUGGGUUGAAUACAAACAAUACACCGUGUAUUGUUAUGAUAUCGUGCAUUGUCUGCGUUGUAAUUUUGAUACCGCUGAAUAUAUGA